GCUGGCUACAGCGCCGCGUCGAAGUCCACUUCUUCUGGAGCUUGGUGGCUGGUAAACUGAACUGUAGAGGAAUUAAGUGGAAUUUGAAUGUUGUUGGACCUCUUCGGCUCUCCGCCACCUCUUAGUAGACGCCGGCAGAGUACCUUGCCUCGACGGCAAUUGCCCGCGGUCGGUGCCCAGUCAGCGAAGCGGGAGCCAUGCCUGUCCCUGCUGGAUACCUCAGCGACUCCACCGCCGCGGCCUUCACGUCCUCGGCCUCACUUAUCCCGCCGCCGCCGAUAAACACGCAGCAGCCCGGUGUUGUCACUUCGCUCCUGUACAGCGGCUCCAAAUUCAGGGGCCACCAGAAAAGCAAAGGAAACUCUUACGACGUGGAGGUUGUUUUGCAGCAUGUGACCAUGGAGGAUUCCUACCUGUGCGGCUACCUGAAGAUAAAAGGACUAACAGAGGAAUAUCCAACUCUGACCACAUUCUUUGCUGGAGAGAUCAUCAGUAGGAAACGGCCAUUUCUUACUCGGAAAUGGGAUGCGGAUGAGGAUGUGGAUCGUAAGCACUGGGGCAAGUUUCAGGCCUUCUACCAGUAUGCAAAGACAUUCAACUCUGAUGAGUUUGACUAUGAGGAUCUGAAGAACUCUGACUAUAUUUUCAUGAGGUGGAAGGAGCAGUUUUUGGUCCCAGACCACACAAUAAAGGACAUCAGCGGCGCUUCCUUUGCUGGAUUCUACUAUAUCUGCUUCCAGAAAUCCACAGCAACAAUUGAGGGCUACUAUUACCACAGGAGCUCUGAAUGGUACCAGUCUUUAAACCUCACCCACGUUCCCGAGCACAGCGCAGCAAUCUAUGAGUUCCGGUGACCCUGGUCGGUAUUGCAGCUCUUUUUGUUGGACAAAGACUUAAAGGUAAAGCAGAGGUCUGCAGACGCUACUGGAAAGGAAGAGGAUUUGGACUUUGGAGCAGUACAGACUUUAACAUGUUCUCAAUAAGUGGUUGGACAGCUGAAGAUGAGUGUACUGGAUAUAAGAGACAAACGAAUGUAUGGAUGGAAACGUUGGAAAGCAAGAAAGUGCAGAUGUGCUCCCUGGUUGGAGCUUGUAAAGUCAGAGCCAGCAGCAAAGACUGGGUGCGGUUGAUAUAGUGUGCCCCUUUCUUCAUUUCUGUUAAUGUCUGGCUUUAAAAAUGCUUGGCACAGUAUCAUGAGACACUUUAAGCUGAAUUGGGAAUCCCCCUUCUUGUUUUGCAAAUAGAAACAUAUCCAGCUUUCAUCCAGCUGGAAUGAGCAGCAUAAACGCGUUCAGCGACCGUCAGACAAGGAUUCCUCGGAGGACUCUGCUCUUAUCAACAUUCUCUGAAGAAGCAAAUCACCAUGUAGGUGGAGGAAAGCCAAAACAGAAGGUUAGGUUUAUCAGGUUUUACAAUUGGAGCUUUAAUAAGCUCAUAAGCUAGAAAGUAUUUUUAAGCUAAGCUGGUUCUUUGUUUGCCUGCCAAGAGUAUAUUUUGUUAUUUUACUCUGAAUGAUGGUCACUGAGCAGCACUUUUUAAGAAAGGAAAAAAGAAUACAAUCUGAGAGACACAAGCUUUUCCCCUGUGUUCAUAAAACUGCUUGGGAGAUUAUCACAUAGGAUUGCUGUGGAUCUUAUUCUUUUGAGUUACGUUUGCACAAAUCUUUUUGUUAAUAAAACGCUUGCAGGUAGGGUUUUACACUUACAUCCCAGUACACACGCUUCAAGGUGGCAGGUUAAGUCUGCAGACUUGCUUUUUCUUUACUACGUGAAGGCUUUAGAGCCAAAAACAAUCCUAUAAAAGUAUUCAGAAGAGUAUUUUUUACCCUGCACUCUGCAUUAAACUAAGAGCUUUUUAUUCCUCGUGUCGUUUUAAAUUAAGACCCCCACAUCCCUACAUUUGUCUCCUCGACUAUGCAACAUUUCCAAGAUAGCACUCCCCAAAAUAUAUGACCCUGAGAUGUCAGAGGGAAAAUUUUAUUCUAUCCUUAGAGUAUAUGAAAAAGAUCUAUCUUCAUUAAAAGGAAAUAUUUUUGUUAAAAUAUUUGUGACAACACUUUCCUGCCUAAUCAUGUUCCCCUUCUAUUUGAUGGUGCCAUCUUUUUAAAGCUUAUUGUAUUAUAACAAAAUGUGUUUGUUUGGAGCUAACAUUGGAUUUGAUUGAUGGUGUGACUAUAAAGAGUGGAAUAUGGAUUUAAAAGAAAAAUUUAAAACACC
This is a messenger RNA of Archocentrus centrarchus (flier cichlid), 2216 nucleotides long. Its product is annotated as glucose-induced degradation protein 4 homolog. The record is from RefSeq and is a predicted model, not a curated record. The transcript has 6 exons. NCBI's taxonomy places the organism in Eukaryota, Metazoa, Chordata, Actinopteri, Cichliformes, Cichlidae. Gene Ontology annotation, cellular component: GID complex. Gene Ontology annotation, biological process: proteasome-mediated ubiquitin-dependent protein catabolic process; protein catabolic process in the vacuole; protein targeting to vacuole. The coding region runs from base 198 to 854 and encodes 218 amino acids.